This is a messenger RNA of Trichomonas vaginalis G3, 600 nucleotides long. RefSeq lists its product as uncharacterized. The record is from RefSeq and is a predicted model, not a curated record. The transcript has a single exon. Bases 1 to 600 code for a protein of 199 amino acids. NCBI's taxonomy places the organism in Eukaryota, Parabasalia, Trichomonadida, Trichomonadidae.
AUGCUAGCUGAACAACUUGCUCAACCGCCAAAACAACCUAGAAUCGUAAGAUUGCAUAAGAAAAUGGGCGAAUUGAAAAAAGAUAAUACACAUGCGUAUCACGAUGAGACUUAUGAUGGUGAUGUACUAAAAUUAGAACAAGAAUGCGCCGAAAAAAGAACAGAGAUUACUUCACUUGCAGAUACUGAUGCGGCAGCAGUUGUAUCUGAAUUCGAAGAUGAAUGUUUAGAGUUAUACUUAGAAAUAAAUAGAUUGAAAAAGAUUCAGCAACAACCUUUAGAUGAAUCCACAAGUAUCGCUUCGAAAAUUGCAAAAACACGAUUCGACGACAUUCUGCAACCAUUUGCUACAACAGAUAAGAAAAUUAACGAUCUAAAAGAUCACAUUGAAAGACAAGAAAUAAUAAUCACGAAUUUAGCAAGUGCUCAAUCUCCAGGAGAUGUUGAAAUAGCUACUCUAUAUCAGGAUACACUCGAAGAUAUAGAUAAUACUAUUGAAAUACAAAAGAAAGAAAUUGAAGACUUACAAGCUAAACUGAAUAAAAUACGAUCGAUUCAAGAAAAUCUUGUUAACGAAUUAACUGAUUUAAUGCUAAGUUAG